UCAAAUUAUAAUUUACUUUUCAACUAUCGACAACAAACAUAUAUUUUUUUUUUAAAGAAACAAUUUGGAUAUCAUUUUGAUCGCUAGCCAAAGCAUCGUGAAGCGUAAAUUCCUUGUACCUUUUUACUAGUCAACGAAAAAAUACAAGUUAAAAAUAUAAAAGAAGAAGAAGAAAGAUGAAUCCAUCGAAUUUGGGCAAGCAGAAUGGUGCUUUAGUACUGGAGGUCCUUCAAGUAUUGGGUCAUCCGGCCACCAUAGAGGAAAUAUCACAGCGUGUCGCCAAUAUAUAUAAAGUAGCCCGUGAACGUAUCCAGCCGGUUGUUGGGGAUGUGCUAACAGCUGGCGUACAAGAAGGUUUCUUUCGUUGCACCAAUUAUCGUUAUUCGAUUGUCCAAACGACCAUUGAUCAGUUGCGUCAGGAGAUUGAUAAAUAUGUGUAUGAGAUGUUAUCAACGGAAGAAGAUGAGGUAUUACCGCAGCCAUCGCCGCUGAUGAUUAAGCUAGAGCAAUUGGACGGAUCGCCGCCUGUGACGCCGCAAUCCGUACUAUCGCCUUCGCCUUCAUCCGGGGAGCUGCGCGAGCGUACGCCACCUGGAGAUGCAUCAUCGGCUGUUGCUACCUAUUAAAAUAAUUACUUAUGAUUGACACUGCCAUCUGCCCUCCUUGGAUCUGUUUAUUUCCCCCCCUUCUCCUAUGUAUUUCACAUGAUUUUGCUUGAUUUUAAAGUGUAAAAUUUGACAGCACAACAAUCGCUCGUCGUGGAGUUUAGUGCAUUGAAAAUAAACUCGGGCCCAAAAAAAAAAAAAAAAACAAAAUAAAAAAAUGCGGCCAGUCCAGUAUCAUUCCUAUUUUUAACAAUGGGAUUACUUUUUGACUAGCUAUAUAAGCAAAAGUAA
Messenger RNA from Drosophila innubila, 896 nucleotides. RefSeq lists its product as uncharacterized. The record is from RefSeq and is a predicted model, not a curated record. The transcript has a single exon. Lineage: Eukaryota; Metazoa; Arthropoda; Insecta; Diptera; Drosophilidae. The coding region runs from base 177 to 626 and encodes 149 amino acids.